This is a messenger RNA of Daucus carota subsp. sativus, 959 nucleotides long. RefSeq lists its product as uncharacterized. Lineage: Eukaryota; Viridiplantae; Streptophyta; Magnoliopsida; Apiales; Apiaceae. The record is from RefSeq and is a predicted model, not a curated record. Bases 16 to 768 code for a protein of 250 amino acids. Gene Ontology annotation, molecular function: protein binding. The transcript is spliced from 3 exons.
GGGCCUAGCCCAUCAAUGAAGUUCAUGUUGAAUUUUGGGCAUAACACCCACCUCUCCCGAACCCGAUCCAUUUCCUUCUCAUCAUCCUCCGACUCUCCCACCCGAUCCAUCCCCAAGACCUCCAAAUCCUCCCCGAAAUCUUCGCAUAUUCCCAAGCCCAAGAAACCCGAGAAGCUGCCAUGGAGCUCCAAAGUUGCGGGUGAUGAAGAAAAUGCGUGUGAGGAGAUUGUGAAGAACGAGAGAGGUUUGCAGACGCUGGUGGUGGGUGGUGGCUCCGGCGAUGAUGGCGGUGGUUGCGGAAAGCGGGUCAGUAGCGGUGGGAAUGGAGAUGGGUUUGAAUCCGGGUCGGGCCUUGAUGCUAUUGAUGUUUAUUACAAUAGUUUGAUACAAGCUAAUCCUGGCAAUUCUCUCUUGCUUUCGAAUUAUGCUAAAUUCCUCAAAGAGGUAAGAGGGGAUUAUGUUAAAGCAGAGGAAUAUUGUGGGAGAGCAAUUCUUGCUAACCCAAAUGAUGCCAGUGUUUUGUCACUCUAUGCUGAUCUUAUUUGGCAAACGCAUAAAGAUGCUCAGCGUGCUGAAACUUAUUUUGAUCAGGCUGUCAAAAGUGAUCCCGAUGACUGCUUUGUUCUAGCUUCAUAUGCUCGGUUCCUUUGGGAUGCUGAAGAGGAUGAGGAUGAGGAAGAAGAAAAUGACAAGGCAAAGAAUCUUUGUGAAUCAGGGCCAAACCUCUUUGAUGGAUCUUCUGGUUGGAUGAGGGUAACCGCAACCUAAGUAGUCUAGUAUAUGCUGAUUACUAGCGUUGAAAUCCACCAGAUUAGUAGCGAGGCAUGGACGCAUGGUACUAUUAACUUAGGAACUAAUAUGUUAGCAGGUUUCACCUUCUCUUGUAAUAUAAGCUGGAAUAAAAUUUUGACUUGUGACUGCAUAGUGCAUAUUAUAAAUAAAUGUUAGUUUCAAUGGCA